AUGGCGACAAUGAGAGUCUCUUCCACAAGCAUGACCAAACCCGUUCUUAGAAGCCAGUCUACGAACAAGCUCAUCACCAACAAGAGCCAACAACUCUCCAUCGGAUCAACCAAUAAAGUCGCGAGAUCAUUCGGUUUGAAAUGCUCAGCGAACUCUGGCGCCACGAUGUCAGCUGUGUACAAGGUCAAGCUCAUUGGACCCGAAGGUCAAGAAAACGAGUUCGAGGUCCAAGACGGCCAAUACAUAUUGGACGCAGCUGAAGAAGCAGGAGUCGAUGUUCCUUACUCUUGCAGAGCUGGUGCGUGUUCGACUUGCGCGGGUAAGAUCGAGAAAGGCGAAGUUGACCAGAGCGACGGUUCGUUUCUCGACGAUGACCAGAUGGAGGCUGGCUAUGUCUUGACCUGUGUGGCUUACGCGCAGGCUGACUGUGUGAUUCAUACCCACAAGGAAGAAGAUCUCUUCUAA
Molecule: messenger RNA, 465 nt
Organism: Microthlaspi erraticum
Lineage: Eukaryota; Viridiplantae; Streptophyta; Magnoliopsida; Brassicales; Brassicaceae
Source: the annotation of a GenBank genome assembly